Molecule: messenger RNA, 4806 nt
Organism: Anguilla rostrata (American eel)
Lineage: Eukaryota; Metazoa; Chordata; Actinopteri; Anguilliformes; Anguillidae
Gene: prickle3
Product: prickle homolog 3
Exons: 12
Coding region: 409-2886 (825 amino acids)
Molecular function (GO): zinc ion binding
Source: RefSeq, a predicted model, not a curated record
UCCUCCUACUCAUUGGGGUCCAUGUCAGCAGCAACAUCUUUGAACUCUAGUUUGGGAAGAACAUGCAUUGUGGGGCAGAGAAAGAGGCGGAGAGAGUUGCUCAACGUCAUGUACAGUACGGCGAAAGUAUGCCAGUUUGAACAAUAGGUGUAGUUAGCUUACAUGCGCGUGAGUCACUGCGACUCCGAGGCAACUUGUAUUGUAAGUUAGCCUACGUUGCGGGAAACCUUUGGGACAUCCGACUCAGGAAGCUACUCUUCUGACAUAAAGUAUACGUUUGUAAGCUAGUUUGUCGCGCGGAUCUAGAGACUGGUUAAACAUACCCAUGCAGCUGCCUAGUUAGCUAGUCGUGUGUUUAGGAUACGAAUACGAUUUGUAUCUAAGCAGCUUGUCUUUGAACACCGACUAAUGUUCACGCGCGGAUCUAAAAAGCGUCGAUCGAAUCGUUCGGUGGAGGAUGAGGAUGCGGACCGAGGCCAGCCCUGCAGCCGCUGUGGAGACCAGUGCCCCGGGUUCCGCAUGCAUGGCUGGAGGAAGAUCUGUGUGCACUGUAAGUGCGUGCGCGAGGACCAUGUGAUGCGGUCCGUGCCCGGCCAGCUGGAGAGGAUGAUGAUGAAGCUGGUGUCCGACUUCCAGAGGCACUCCAUCUCCGACGACGACUCCGGCUGUGCCUCGGAGGAGUACGCCUGGGUCCCGCCCGGACUCAAACCCGAGCAGGUGUAUCAGUACUUCAGCUGUAUUCCGGAGGACAAGGUGCCUUAUGUGAACAGCCCUGGAGAGAGACACCGCAUCAAACAGCUCCUGCACCAGCUACCAGCGCACGACAGCGAGCCGCAGUACUGUAACUCCCUGGAUGAGGAGGAGAAGAGGGAGCUCAGGCUGUUCAGCCAGCAGAGGAAGAGGGAGAACCUGGGGAGGGGAGCUGUGAGGCUGUUUCCCGUCACCAUGACCGGAGCCAUCUGCCAACAGUGCGGCAGGCACAUCCGGGGGGGCGACAUCGCCGUGUUCGCCAGCCGGGCGGGGCACGGGACCUGCUGGCACCCCCAGUGCUUCCUGUGCGCCACCUGCAACGAGCUGCUGGUGGACCUCAUCUACUUCUACCAGGACGGCAAGAUCUACUGCGGCCGCCACCACGCAGAGAGGCUGAAACCCCGCUGUCAGGCCUGCGACGAGAUCAUCCUGGCGGACGAGUGCACGGAGGCGGAGGGCAGGCACUGGCACAUGAAGCACUUCUGCUGCUUCGAGUGCGAGGCGGCGCUGGGGGGGCAGCGCUACAUCAUGCGCGAGAGCCGGCCCUUCUGCUGCUCCUGCUACGAGUCGCUGUACGCAGAGUACUGCGACACCUGCGGAGAGCACAUCGGGAUCGACCAGGGGCAGAUGACGUACGAGGGGCAGCACUGGCACGCGCUGGAGUCCUGCUUCUGCUGCGCCCGCUGCCACCUGCCCCUGCUGGGGCGACCAUUCCUGCCCCGGGGGGGCCUCAUCUUCUGCUCCCGCCCCUGCUCGCUGGGGGAGGACCCCGAAAACUCCGACUCCUGCGACUCGGCCUUCCAGGGCGGCGGCGGUGGCGGGGGCGGCGGGGGGGGGGACGCGUCCCGUGCCAAACAGCUGACCCGCCGGGCGCGGGGGUCCCAGGACCUGCCGGUGGACGUGGGGAACAGCUGCAGCAGCCUGGAGAUGGAGAGCGCUGAUCUUUCAAGCUCUGUGCUACCACCACCACCUGUACAAAAUGGCGUCACUCUCCAAAAUGGACUCCCCAAAAGCUCCCCCGCCCCUGUCCCACACAUCCACAUAACCAACGGUUGGAACUACUUUGGGCCCAUCGACCCAUCGAUUAGCUGCCUGCUGUCUGCCAGUAACAGAGUGGAGCGGCCUGUCUGUAGUUCUGAACUCUCAGGGGACUCAAAUACCCAUCACCACUAUGGCCACUCUCCCCCUCAAAUCACCUCCCGAGGAACCUCUACCGCAAAGGAUUGUGGGAACAGGGAGGACCGAGCGGAAAAGGGUGUAUUAGUGUGCCACUCACCCCUUCACUCCAGACCUGCGCUGGCCAAUCAGCUCUGUCCCGGGGAACCUGGGCCCCGCCCGUCCCCGCCCCAUCCUGCCGAACCCGGUACACGACCCUGUGACCUCCCGUUUCCCCCUCCGCCAAAUCAAACCGAGCUCCGCCCCCCGCCGGAGCUACACCCCCCACCGCCUCCUGCCCAAUCCGGUCGCAGCGGCCCUGCCAGGGUCAGCUUCCGAGAGCCAAUCAGCUGCAGCUACCUGGUGGAGGAAGAGGACGAGGAGGAGGGAGAGGACAGAGAGGACGGAGAGGGAGAGCCAGGGGAGGGAGAGGAGGCGAUGGGAGGUUAUGGAACGAGGUUCGAGAGGCAGGCCUACAGGCCUGGAAUUCCUCCCCAAAUGGACCUUCUGGACGGAUCGUACCAACCACGCGGCUACCGGCGGGGGGGUCGGCUGGCGUCCGAUUCUCCGCUCCACCUGGGCACCGAGCGGCGGUUCCGGCAGGGCCGGUCCGACCGCCCCCGCCUGGACUCCCUGGACUGGCGGGGGGACGGCGACAGGGGAGGGUCGCCCAAUCCCGCGGCCCCGCCCCCGCCCCUCACCCUCUACCCGGGACAGCACAAGCACGAGGACUGCUGCUCCACCUGCUCCUCGUCCUCAGAGUCCGAGGAGGACGGCUACUUCCUGGGCCAGCCCAUCCCGCUGCCCCCCCAGCUGCGCCGCGCCCGGCACGCGGGGGGCGAAGAAGAGAGGGAUGAGGAGAGGGACGGAGGGGGGGAAGGAGGGAGAGAGGGGGGGAUGAGAAACAGCUUCCGGAGGGGGAGGGGGAGGACGCAGAGUUUCAGCGGGAAGGACAAAGAUAAGAACUGCGUGUUGUCUUAAUUCACCGCCGGACUUUCUGCGGCUGUAUCUCCAGCGUGCCCUCCUCUCUGUGCAUCACACGCUGUGAGACGAGAACCAGCAAGAGAACCAGCGCUACACGUCUGACAAAUGCAGCAUCGCAAAUAUCACGCAUCAUGCAACAAAAUACAUAGCUCAUUUUUACAUGACUUUGAGGAAUCCAACGCGGGAUGCUGUUACCGUGCGCUUUCGUUCCCUGAUUAUGAAAGGCCAGUUAAGACACAGUGGACUUGAGUGAGCCUCUGACAGGUCCGCCCCGUUUGGGGGUUUAUGAAGCUCGGCAGUUUAAAUAUUCUAAGCAUUAAAUUUAAUGUAAAAAAAAUAAUAAUUGGCUGGCGUCCAGAUGGUAUCAGUACCAUCCAGAUGCAUGAUGGGAUUAAUGGGCUGAUUACAGACUCAAAUUAAGUCUGUUCCUGAACUAAAAGGCACUUGGAAUGGAGAUUUUCCACACAAAUUGCCUUUUUGUGCAGAAAUAGGUAUAAUGUCAGUCUGUGAACCACUCAUGUUUUUUUAAAAUAUAUUUAUAUGCAUUUACAUGUUUGCAUGUAACGCUUAUGCUGAAUGUUUAUAUUCUAAUCGUUGAUCUAAAAUCAGGCUCCAUUUUAUUUUUUUUGAAACAACUGACUUUUAAUUUCACUGGAGAGCAAUGAUGAAAACAUAUUAAAAGCAGCGAUCCUUGUUUGAAAUGUGCACCUCAUUCAUUUUUUUCCACUGUGAUCACGCAUUGGCAGUGCUUCCAUGUCAGUCAGGUGACUACGACUCGUCCUGUUUAAGCCAAUGAGAAGUUAGGAAACCUCUUCUGCAGUGGAUGACCUGACAGGACAGCUCCUCGAGCUCCUCAGCUUCCCGCCUUCAUGGGAAUUAUGGCUCCUGUGCUUAUUCUUAAGGACACUGUGGUUUCGUAUUUACUGUGUGUACAUUCAUGUUUGAAUUUGGGAACUCGAAAUGACCUCAUUAUUUACUGCGAACCGGAAUUAACGAUGUCGUUUCAUUAAGGUAUUCAGUGUCGGGUUCAAACCAAAAUGCCACACAGGGAUGUGAAAAGUCGAUUUCCGACUGUAUUUUUCCAGUUUCGUACCGUUUUUCUCCGAACAUUUUUUACAGCAUCAGCACAGAGGGGAGGCAUCGAUGCGGCAGUCGCUCGUCUGUCUGUUGGUGUUUUCUGCGUCCCAAGAUUUGCAGCACUGAAAUGAACAGAAUUAACAAUACUGAAGAGAGGAGGAUCUUCACUGUAAUAUAAUAUCUUUAUCUGCAACGCAAGACGAGCACUUUAGAUGCUUAUGCCAUUCAGCGGAGAUGGUCUGAAGAUCCGGGACAAAGCCAAGCAGACAGAAUGAAGAUGCUUUAGUGUUGUGUUUGUAAGCUGUGUAAAAAAAAAAAAAAGUGAAAAUUUGUUACAGAUUUUUUUUAAAACAAAGUUAAAUUAUUUUUAUAUACCCUACGGUUCUAGUUCCUGCUUUUUAAUGAUUUAAGACUGUUAUAAUUUUUGUCAUUCCUGUAUGAACCAGUUUUGCAUUAUCAUAACAUUGACAUUGUAUGUGUUUGUGUGUGUGUGUGUGUGUGUGUGUGUGUGUGUGUGUGUGUGUGUGUGUGUGUGUGUGCACGGACAUGCCCCUGUGUGUUUAUGACAAUUGUAUUAUGUUUAACAGUUACAAUGUGAUUGGCAGUGUACAAUUGAAAUUAGAUUCUUUUUCCGAUGGUUUGUUUUAAUUAGUGUGUUGUCAUGGUUUCUGGCUCUGCAUUGGUCAGAUUCUGUGGCCAGGCCAGUGAGCAGAGUGGUGAAGAGCCAUCAUUAAACUGUUGAUUUAAAGUAGAAUGUGCUUGUUGUAACUGUAGAUGGCGCUCAUGGGUCAUUUAUCUCGAGUAACAUACCGUUCAUAUUAAAAGCGCAUCUGGAGCUGA